This is a messenger RNA of Corticium candelabrum, 2188 nucleotides long. RefSeq names its product FACT complex subunit SSRP1-like. Gene Ontology annotation, molecular function: DNA binding; histone binding; nucleosome binding. Gene Ontology annotation, cellular component: FACT complex; nucleus. Gene Ontology annotation, biological process: regulation of chromatin organization. NCBI's taxonomy places the organism in Eukaryota, Metazoa, Porifera, Homoscleromorpha, Homosclerophorida, Plakinidae. The transcript has 14 exons. The record is from RefSeq and is a predicted model, not a curated record. Bases 101 to 2113 code for a protein of 670 amino acids.
GUAAAUCUACCCAUGCAACAUUCGCGCCAUUUUAAACAUCCGGGUCCCAAUCCGGGAUCAUUGCUCUGCGUUCUACUCGCUCUCCAACUGAACCCCCGUUAUGUCUGCUGACGUACUUGAAUUUAGUGACGUCUUCGUUCUUAGCAAAGGAGCAUUGAAUGGCGGUCGUUUGAGGCUACAGAAAGACAAAAUCGCAUUUAAACUGAACACGACAGGGAAAGUCGAGCAGAUUGGAGCUGAUGACGUAGACGCAUGUCAUUGGAUGAAAGUAGCAAAAGGAUAUGAACUGAAAGUGAUGCUGUCCAGCGGAACGGUGUACAAAUUUGCGGGUUUCAAGGAAUCGGAUUUUGAAAGAUUAUCAGACUUUUUGUCAAAGUCAUACGCAGUGUCACUGAAGGAGACUGUUCGUUCGGUUAAUGGCUGGAACUGGGGAACAGCUCGAUUCAAUGGAUCUCUCAUGUCGUUUGAGGUCGACAACAAACUAGCCUUUGAAAUACCUCUUUCGGAUGUGGCCCAAUCAACAACCGGGAAGAACGAGGUAUCUCUCGAGUUUCAUCAGAAUGACGAAGCGCCUGUCUCGCUCAUGGAAAUGAGAUUCUUUGUCCCGCAUUCAAAUGACGGGGAGGUCGAUACUGUAAAGGAGUUUCAUGACAACGUCGUUGCUAAGGCGGACAUACUGCAGGCAACUGGUGAGUCCAUAGUGACGUUUCAAGAGAUCAAUCUUCUUACACCAAGGGGUCGGUACAGCAUUAAAAUGUACCCGACGUUUAUGCAUCUUCAUGGCAAGACUUACGAUUACAAGAUUCCAUACACAACUGUUAUACGACUAUUUCUAUUGCCACAUCCAGACAACAGACAAAUGUUCUUUGUGAUUCAUUUAGAUCCUCCAAUUCGGCAGGGCCAGACAAGAUAUCACUUUCUUAUUCUUACUUUCAAUGUUGAGGAUGAUAUUGAAGUUGACUUCUCUCUGACAGAAGAAGAAUUAAAACAGAGGUACGAUGGAAAACUGGAAAAGCAGAUGGAUGGUCCUCUGUUUCAAGUUGUCAGUCGAGUAAUGAAGACGGUUGUCGGGCGCAAGAUAACAAUUCCAGGAAAGUUCAAAGGGUGUCAUGAUCACUCAGCCGUGGCUUGUUCUCACAAAACUUAUCCUGGUUUUCUCUAUCCGUUGGAACGAUGCUUCAUCUUUGUCUACAAACCACCCGUUUACAUUCGUUACGACGAGGUUGUUAGCGUUAACUUUGCGCGAAGUGUGACAACGAGAACAUUUGACUUUGAAGUCGAAGUACAGAAUGGCAACAUCUUCAUCUUUAGCAACAUACAAAAGGAAGAGUACGCAAAACUGUUUGAUUUUGUGUCAAUGAAGAAACUUCAUAUAAGAAAUAAGGGAAAGAAGGAGCAGCAGAGUAUGGAAGGUGGAGCCUUAGACAUGUCAGACAGUGACGAAGAGCCUGAUGUCUACAUGACACGUGUGAAAGCGGAAGCCGAAGAGAGGCAAGAUUCUGAUUCAGAUGAAGAUGAUGACGAUUUUGAGGCAGCAAGCUCGAGUGAUGUUGGAGAUCUAGAGUAUGACAGUGCAGCAUCUGUACACAGUAAGAGCAGCGGCGAAAGCGGAGACGAUGAAGCAAAGUCGAAGAAGCCGAAACUAGAGAGUAGCAAACCUAAACCUUCAAUCAAAGUGAAGUCGCCAGUUAAAACCAAACCAAAACCAGAGAAAACAAGAAAAACAAAAUCUAAAGACAAAGAUCCUACAAAACCCAAGAAACCGAUGAGCGUCUACAUGUUGUGGUUGAACGACAAUCGGCAACGAAUCAGGGAAGAUAAUCCAGAUGCGAAGGUAACUGACGUGGCAAAGAUUGGCGGACAGCUAUGGAAAGAAGUGUCAGACGAAGACAAAAAGGUGUACGAGGAAAAGGCAAGCAAUCUCAAGAAGCAGUACGAAGCUGACAUUGAAGCUUGGAAGGCAGGAGGGUCAUCAACCGAACCUAAGAUGAAAUCAAAAAACCCCAAGAAAAGCAGUACCAGUGUGGCAACUGCCAAGUCGUCUGGUGGAUCAUUCAAGAGUACAGAGUAUGUCGAUAGUUCAGAUGCCGACUACGAAGCUGAUGAUGACUGAACAUAAUACAAGCUGACGUAGCUAGAAGUAUUUACAUCUUUGAAUUAAGAAUAAACAAUAGUGUUAAGAUUUACU